AUGAUUACCCUAGUGUUUGUUUUGGGAGGUAUCCUUGUAGCAACAGAGGGCUGCGGAGUUGGCAAGCAGAUGCUAAGAUCGGGAGGAUUGACGGCAUAUGAGAAGCAAGCGAUUGUCGAUGCGCACAAUCGUCUUCGACAAUCUGUGGCUUUGGGACAAGUGUCUAGUCAACCUCCAGCAGCUAAUAUGAUGGAAAUGGUGUGGGAUGAUGAGUUAGCAGUGACAGCCCAACGUUGGGCUGACCAGUGCACCACAGCCCACGAUCGCGCCGCCCAGCGCGAUGUCGGACGUUUCCCUGUGGGGCAAAACCUUGCAGCCACUUGGACUACUCGCCCACCAUCUGAACAAGCAGACUCCGAACCUGACUUCAUGAAGCAAAUCAACGCUUGGUUCGAUGAAGUCCAUAUCUACGGUUUCAAGCCAAUCAGUGGUGGACAUGGAACAGGACAUUAUUCUCAGCUGGUAUGGGGAGAAACUUCCCAUGUUGGUUGUGGCUAUACCUUCUACUACGAUAACACCCGAGGAUACACCAAACUGUACGUUUGCAAUUACGGACCUGGUGGUAACGUCAUCGGAGCAAAUCCGUAUGAGAAAGGGCAUCCAUCUUGCAGCGCAUAUGGACUUGCCGAUUCUAGAAAAUAUUCCGGACUUUGCUCUGCAGGUUUCCGCGACACAUCAAGUUACCAACCCGUGGAUAAUGUCAAUAGCAAUGGAUUUAUAUCGAACGUCAUUCCUGACAGCACGGUGGAGUCUCCAGGGUUCAACUUCCAAUUUUACAAGCAAUUCAACAACCAGUACCAGUAUCAAUACCCACAGCCUGAUCCUUACUAUCAAGCGCAAACUUCGACCUUCAGACCUUUUAUCAGCAUAUUCAAAACUGCCUCAAAUUUGUUCACUAAACCAAAAACUGCAAGCUUUCGAAUUGGGACCGUUUACGUA
Molecule: messenger RNA, 939 nt
Organism: Brenthis ino (lesser marbled fritillary)
Lineage: Eukaryota; Metazoa; Arthropoda; Insecta; Lepidoptera; Nymphalidae
Source: the annotation of a GenBank genome assembly